This is a messenger RNA of Papaver somniferum (opium poppy), 1716 nucleotides long. Its product is annotated as histone-binding protein MSI1-like. The record is from RefSeq and is a predicted model, not a curated record. Gene Ontology annotation, biological process: regulation of gene expression. The transcript is spliced from 6 exons. Lineage: Eukaryota; Viridiplantae; Streptophyta; Magnoliopsida; Ranunculales; Papaveraceae. Bases 172 to 1446 code for a protein of 424 amino acids. Gene Ontology annotation, cellular component: nucleus. Gene Ontology annotation, molecular function: histone binding.
CAAGUGGUUUACCCAUUCUCCACACCUCAGUCCUCGUCUCCCUUUUAUUCUUUCCCUCCAAAAUUUCCUCUCUCAGAAAAAAAAACCCUUAGAUUGCAAAUCUUAACCCUUUUAUUUUAACUUCAAAAUCCCAGAGCAGUAGUAGAUAGAGAUAGGGUUUUAGAGAAGGAGAUGGCAAAAGACGAAGAAGAUUUGAGAGGCGAACUAGAAGAGAGAUUAAUAAACGAGGAAUACAAAAUAUGGAAGAAGAACACACCAUUUUUGUACGAUCUGGUUAUAACUCAUGCUUUAGAAUGGCCAUCUUUGACUGUUCAAUGGUUACCUGAUAGAGAAGAACCGGCUGGUAAAGAUUAUUCAGUACAGAAAAUGAUUUUAGGGACUCAUACUUCUGAUAGUGAACCUAAUUAUUUGAUGUUAGCACAAGUUCAGUUACCUUUAGAAGAUGCUGAAAAUGAUGCUCGUCAAUAUGAUGAUGAGCGUGGGGAGAUUGGUGGGUUUGGUUGUGCUAACGGAAAGGUGCAAAUAAUUCAGCAAAUAAAUCAUGAUGGAGAGGUUAAUCGAGCUCGUUAUAUGCCUCAAAACCCUUUUAUCAUUGCCACGAAGACAAUUAGCGCAGAGGUCUAUGUUUUUGACUAUAGCAAACACCCAUCUAAGCCUCCACUUGAUGGCGCAUGCAGUCCGGAUCUUAGGUUGAGGGGCCACAACACCGAAGGUUAUGGAUUAUCUUGGAGUCAGUUCAAGCAAGGACAUCUACUGAGUGGCUCAGAUGAUGCUCAGAUCUGCUUAUGGGAUGUCAAUGCAACUCCUAAAAAUAAGGUUCUCGAGGCCCAACAAAUUUUCAAGAGCCAUGAUGGUGUUGUGGAAGAUGUUGCUUGGCAUCUGAGGCAUGAGUACUAUUUUGGCUCUGUUGGGGAUGAUCAAAACCUGCUUAUAUGGGAUCUGCGGAAUUCAUCAGUUACCAAGCCAGCCCAAUUUGUCCGUGCGCAUGACGGUGAGGUUAACUGCUUGGCUUUCAAUCCGUUCAAUGAGUGGGUUGUGGCUACAGGUUCAACUGAUAAAACAGUUAAGCUAUUUGACCUUCGUAAGAUAAAUACUGCUCUCCACACUUUCAACUGCCACAAGGAGGAGGUUUUCCAAAUUGGAUGGAGCCCGAAGAAUGAAACGAUUUUAGCUUCUUGUUGUCUUGGUAGGAGACUGAUGGUCUGGGAUCUCAGCAGAAUUGAUGAAGAGCAGACACCAGAGGAUGCAGAAGAUGGCCCACCAGAGCUACUCUUCAUCCAUGGAGGGCACACUAGCAAAAUCUCGGAUUUCUCUUGGAAUCCUUGUGAAGAUUGGGUUGUUGCAAGCGUAGCUGAAGACAACAUUCUUCAAAUCUGGCAGAUGGCAGAAAAUAUUUACCAUGACGAAGAUGAUGUACCAGGUGAGGAACCUUCAAAAGCUGCAUAAUGUUUACUUUACCGUUCAAGUAGAUCCUAGUGUAAAACUGAGAGAGAAGAAGAGAAAGAAAUCAGAAACAAGAACUGGUACUUAUUGUUGUGUAUCAACAGUUGUUUCAUCUUCUUUAUCUAGCUUUUAUGUUGUUAUUAUUAGUCGUAUACAUAUAUAUUUUUAUGCAUUUGUCUCACUGGUUUUGAUCGAGUUAUAAGUAGCUUGUUUGGUGUUUAUCACUCUUUUCAUAUGACCUAUAUUGUUAUUCUUCUGUACCGAUAAACAGUU